AUGCCGGCAGCAGCAACUGCUUCUACGGCCUCUUAUACCGAUGAGUACGAUGAUGACAUUGUUAUUGAGAUACUGUCAAGGCUUCCAGUCAAAUCUCUAAUAAGAUUCCGCUGUGUGUGCAAGUCAUGGUGGGCUUUAAUCUCCGAUUAUUAUUUUGUUAUGAAGCAUUGUACCCGCGCUGUCAUGGAAUCCAACUGCGCGCAUAACAGAUUCAGACUUCUUUCUUCAGUCAGACCUCCGGAAUCCAUAGACUACAAAGAACUAUUAUUAUUGGACACGAAGGAUUAUGACGAUGGUAGUUGUGUUGCAAGCACAGAGCUUCGUUUACCAAAACGGCUGAAUGGCACAACAGUUGUGGGUUCUUACAACGGCUUGAUAUGUUUACAUCAACAGACCUACGACUGCUUGUUCUUAUGCAACCCUAGCACCGGAGUCGUCAACAGGUUACCACUAUUACCAACUGUUGUGCGGAAGUGUCAAAUAUGA
Malus domestica (apple) is the source of this 486-nucleotide messenger RNA. Lineage: Eukaryota; Viridiplantae; Streptophyta; Magnoliopsida; Rosales; Rosaceae. The record is from RefSeq and is a predicted model, not a curated record.